CAUGAGCCCACACUACAUGAGCCCAUGUACCAUUUCCUUGGUGUAUUGUCACUCAUCGACAUUGGCUUAGCCACCACCAUUAUGCCCAAGAUUAUGGCUAUCUUCUGGUUUGAUGCCAAGGCCAUCAGCCUCCCUGAAUGUUUUGCUCAGAUGUAUGUCAUCCACUGCUUCUUUGGUAUGGAGUCUGGUAUCUUCCUCUGCAUGGCAGUGGACAGAUACAUAGCCAUCUGUCACCCUCUUCGAUACCCCUCCAUAGUCACUAAUGCUUUUAUGGUCAAAGUCACAGGAUUCAUGGUGCUCAGAAAUAGCUUGUUGACCAUUCCAGUGCCUGUCCUGGCUGCCCAAAGACUCUACUGCUCCAAGAAUGAAAUUGACCACUGCCUGUGCUCUAACUUGGGGGUCAUCAGCCUGGCUUGUGAUGACAUCACUGUGAACAAAUUUUACCAACUGUUCUCAGCAUGGAUCAUACUUGGGAGUGAUAUGGCUCUGGUUUUUUCUUCCUAUGCACUAAUCCUUCACACUGUGCUGAGGCUGAACUCAACCAAAGCAAUGUCCAAGGCUCUGAGCACCUGCAGCUCCCAUCUCAUCCUCAUUUUCUUCUUCUACACAGGUAUCAUUGUGCUGUCUGUCACACACCUUGUAGAAGAAAAGAUUCCCCUUAUCCCUGUACUCCUUAAUGUGCUGCACAAUAUCAUCCCUCCUGCUCUCAACCCCAUGGUCUAUGCUCUCAGGAUGGGAGAGCUCAGACUGGGUUUCCAG
Molecule: messenger RNA, 759 nt
Organism: Myotis brandtii (Brandt's bat)
Lineage: Eukaryota; Metazoa; Chordata; Mammalia; Chiroptera; Vespertilionidae
Product: olfactory receptor 56B4-like
Exons: 1
Biological process (GO): G protein-coupled receptor signaling pathway
Cellular component (GO): membrane
Molecular function (GO): olfactory receptor activity
Source: RefSeq, a predicted model, not a curated record